CUAAGAAGACACAUUGUUCAUGAACCAAGCAAAUCAUGUACCAACUUCUUCCCAGUUCUUGUCUGGUCAUAUUCUUAAUCUUCUACUCAUUUCACAUUCUUCCUUGUGAUUCAAGUAAUCAGGGAACUGGCUGGUGUGAGACUCUGUUCCAAUGUGGUAACAUCACUGCUGGUUUCCCUUUCUCUGGAGGGAACCGUCACAAAGAUUGUGGUCAUCCAUUGCUUCAGCUUCACUGCAACAAAAACAACAUCACCACUCUUUCCAUCUCAAACCAAAAGUACUCUGUUCUCCAUAUAGAUCAAACAUCCAACACUCUAACACUUACCAAACCAGACCUUAUAGGUUCUUUUUGCUCCUCUGUAUUCACAAACACAACCUUACCUCCCGAAACUUUCGAGCUUUCACCUACUUACAAGAGCGUCAACGUAUUCUACCAAUGCUCCUCUUUGCCUCCUGAUCUUUCUAGCUAUACAUGUCCCAAGAUUGGUCCAAUCUCAGUGUCUGAAACCACUGUAAAAACUCCUGAGAGCUGCCGUUCCAGUUUCACCGUGAAGGUUCCUACAAGUUUUGUUACAACAGAGAAAGAGUUGAAUGUGACGAAUUUGGAAAGUGUUUUAAGAAAAGGAUUUGAGGUGAAGGUAGUGGCGAUCAAUGAUAAUGUGUGUCAAGAAUGUUUAUCCUCUCAUGGAAGAUGUCAUGUCUUCAAUGAAUACUUAACACCAGGAGUUAAGUGUCAUCCACCUAAAGACUCUGAGGGUACUUGUGGAUAUAAUCAGACCUCAAGUACGUUUCUCUGCUAUUGUAAAGACCCCUAUAGCUUAACAUGCGGUUCUAAGAGGAAAUCAUUUGUUCCUUGGAUAAUAGGGGCUGUGUCGAUCUUGAUUCUCAUAGGUGUUUUUGUUUGCCUGGGUAUUCGUAAUAAGGUGCUGGUUGGUCGAGUAUUUAAUACUCGAAACAGUUAACCGUAAGGUAAUAUAUGCGAGGUCGAUCAAAAGGAGCAAAAUUACUCUAAAGAUUUGCGAGACUCAUUCUUAGUUAAAGCGGAAAAGGUUAUUUGUUUUGUUUUCAGAGUUUUAUUAAACUUAUGAAUAAAGUAUCAACCUGUGAAUUGUGUUCUUGUAUAUUCUGAUACAGGUUCUAUAUUUAUUAUGCAAAUAACAUUUACAGACA
Molecule: messenger RNA, 1170 nt
Organism: Capsella rubella
Lineage: Eukaryota; Viridiplantae; Streptophyta; Magnoliopsida; Brassicales; Brassicaceae
Product: LEAF RUST 10 DISEASE-RESISTANCE LOCUS RECEPTOR-LIKE PROTEIN KINASE-like 2.8
Exons: 5
Coding region: 36-962 (308 amino acids)
Molecular function (GO): polysaccharide binding
Source: RefSeq, a predicted model, not a curated record